Coregonus clupeaformis (lake whitefish) is the source of this 3341-nucleotide messenger RNA. It is a transcript of the gene tmcc1b, whose product is annotated as transmembrane and coiled-coil domain family 1b. The transcript is spliced from 8 exons. The record is from RefSeq and is a predicted model, not a curated record. NCBI's taxonomy places the organism in Eukaryota, Metazoa, Chordata, Actinopteri, Salmoniformes, Salmonidae. The coding region runs from base 504 to 2468 and encodes 654 amino acids. Gene Ontology annotation, cellular component: endomembrane system.
CCAUCACGACCUACGUUGAAAAAACUAUUUGACGUCAUCGUGGGCGUGUUCCAUCGGGAGAAAUGAACGGUCAUCAACACAAUCCUCUCAGCGCCCAUCAUGUGAUAUUCCUAAACAUCAAUGGAAACUGUUGACUGAAGAGAAAAGGAUAUCCCAGUUCUUUUACUUGGAAAGAGUGUUCAAAGGAAGUGGGUUUUGGAAAUUUCCAUGGAAUACUUAGCCUUUUCCUAUACAGAGAAAUCCUAAUAGGCCUGUUGAUGACCGGCACUCAAGCCAACCCUGAGCUGUGAGUCCGAAGAGGAAAAGCCGGACAGAUGACGAGCAUGACUUUGAGCCAAUUCGCAGAUGCAUGCAUGCGCACAGGGCCCAAGUGAGCGAGCGCCAUACCCCCUGCUUCCCGACUUUGAAGCUGCCUCUCAAAGGGGGUGUGGUGUCGUGGCGUAGCUAGACCCCCGCACCCCCAGAGUUGACCCUGUGGCUGAGCGUCAGCCUGGCGCCCCCUGAUGGAUCAGGCUAGUAGUGAGCAGAAUCCUGAGGAGCCGGAUGCGGGAGGUCGGGUGGAGCAGGAGGUGGCCCGGAGGGCGUCGGAGUCCGAGCACGGCCUGUCCAAAAUCACCCACAAUGCACUGGAGAACAUGGGCGCGCUUGGCCACGGCCUGAAGCAGCUCUUCCAGCCGCAACGCCGCCGCUCGUCCGUCUCCCCGCACGACGCCGCCGCCUCCUCCUCGGGUGGCCCCGCCCCUGAGCCCCCUGACGGUGGGGGGCCAGAGGUUGGGGACGCCCACUCGGUACCCGGUCCGGACUCUGACCCCCACACUACUUCCUCCGCUCCCCCUGCAGCUCUGAGCCGCGUUCUGCAGCAGAUCCGUGGCGCGCCCCCCAUAAUGAAGCGAGGGACUAGUCUGCAGAGCCGCCGCAGCAAGGUGGGGGGGACCGGGGACCCCCCCCAGAAAGGCAGCCCCCAGAUCCACCGGAGGAGUACCCAGGAAGUUAUGCUGCUGCAGGCUGGCCGCCCGCGCUCCUCCUCCACCACGGACACGCCCACCAGCCCCGCCCUGGCCGACAUGCUGCUUACCUCCGGGUACCACUCCACUGAGGAGCCUGAUCGGCUGGAUUGUCUGGAUGGCUCCGGCCCGGCCGUAUCGCCCAACGCCCUCUCCUACGGAGCCGACGGCUACGGGCUGGACUCGGUCGACAGCACCCCCGACCCCCAGCGCACAAAACAGGCCAUCGCCCAUCUGCAGCAGAAGAUCCUCAAGCUCACCGAGCAGGUCAAGAUUGAGCAGACGGCCAGAGACGACAAUGUGGCCGAGUACCUGAAGUUGGCCAACAACGCGGACAAGCAGCAGAGUGCCCGCAUCAAACAGGUGUUUGAGAAGAAGAACCAGAAGUCGGCCCAGACCAUCCAGCAGCUGCAGAGGAAGCUGGAGCACUACCACCGCAAACUGAGAGAGGUGGAGCACAACGGGAUCCCCCGCCAGCCCAAAGACGUGCUCCGGGACAUGCACCAAGGCCUCAAGGGCGUGGGCGCUAAGGUGACCGGUGGCCUCUCCAGCUUCUCCCACGCCACUCACUCGGCGGCUGGGGCCGUGGUGUCCAAGCCUCGAGAGAUCGCCUCCCUCAUCCGCAACAAGUUUGGCAGCGCAGACAACAUCUCUGCCCUGAAGGACUCCCUGGACGAGCCCCAGGAUGAUGGUCACGUUCUGGGGACGGGGGGGUCCAGGACACUGGGGGGGGCCUCUAGCCCCAAGUACGGCAGCGAGGACGACUGCUCCAGUGCCACCUCCGGCUCGGCCGGGGCCAACAGCAUCACAGGGGCCCCCGGGGGCCCGCCCAGCUCUAAGGGCCUGAACACACUGGAGCACGGCCAGAUCUUGGGCUUGGACACGCUGCUCCAUGAGGUCCAGGAGCUCCGGAACAGCCAAGGUCGGCUGGAUGAGUCGUUUGACAGCCUGAAAAGCCAUUACCAGAGAGACUACACCAUGAUCAUGCAGGCCCUGCAGGAGGAGAGAUACAGGUGUGAGCGUUUGGAGGAGCAGCUCAAUGACUUAACAGAGCUGCACCAGAAUGAGAUCCUGAACCUGAAGCAGGAGCUGGCCAGCAUGGAGGAAAAGAUCGCCUAUCAGUCUUACGAGAGAGCUAGAGACAUUCAGGAGGCUCUGGAGGUGUGCCAGACACGUAUCUCCAAGAUGGAGCUGCAGCAGCAACAGCAGCAGGUGGUCCAGCUAGAGGGCCUAGAGAACGCCACGGCCCGGACCCUGCUGGGCAAGCUCAUCAACGUGCUGCUAGCCGUCAUGGCCGUGCUCCUGGUGUUCGUCUCCACCGUGGCCAACUGCGUGGUGCCCCUGAUGAAGACGCGCAGCCGCACCUUCUCCACACUGCUCUUCGUCGUCCUCCUCGCCUUCCUGUGGAGGAACUGGGAGGUCAUCUCGCAGUACCUGGAUCGCUUCCUGCUGUCCCCGAGUUGACCUACGGGGGGGCUCUCUUAAUAAAUGACGAGGGGAGGCGACCUAGGGGUGGGGCUCCCAGAACAAUGAGGGACGGAGAGGCGGGGCCUGGUGUGAGGGGAGGGGACUAACUAACAAACUCGUACACUGCCUCUGAUGUAACUGUGGUGGCGCCAGCACAAAGGGCGGGCUUAGCGGAAAGGAGGAGGAUGUGGAGCAACUGCACACUUUUAUUUCUCUCUCUCUUCAAACAGUGAAAUUGUUUACAUGUGGAAGACGUUUUAUUGCUUUAGAAUUGAUUCAAGUGGUAUUGAAUUUGUUCCUUCAUGUUAUUGCAGUCAUGAAUGGAGAUGCUUGAGGGCUUUCUCUUGUGGCUGGAUACGGAAGGUAAACAGCUGGCAUUUUGAUGAUCCACAUGGCAAGUGUCUUUCCCUUUUUUCGCUCUCCUUUUCUCUAACCCCAAAAUCUCUCCUUUCUCCCUUCCUUUUCUUACUCCCAAUAUGUUCUCUUCCUUUGUUUCUCUUCCUCUGCCCCUCUCUUUGCCCAUUUCACCAAAUCGCUCUUCUUUCUGGGAGGAUUGAUGUGACUAACUACAGUGCACUACUGAGGACAACAUCUAAUUUGUUCAUCACUGGAUCAAGCAAGUAAUGGGUUCUUGACUUGUUUCUAUUGGACGCGACGUUGGGCCUGAUUGGAUCAGGACACUGAGUCGGAAUAUGCUCAGCUUGAAGCCCUGCAAUCUUGGCCCUGCCCCUGCAGAGACUAAACUGAAUGAACAUACUUGAAGAGCUGUGAAACUGCUCAGACUUUCAGUGCUUCCGUACUGUUUAUUAGUGACAAUUAAAUUAACUUUUUAUUUUUUAAAACAAAUAAAAAUGCUGUUUUAAAAAUGAA